AUGCAUCAUUUUAAAUACAGCCACGUCGUGACCAGUUCGUCACUGUCGCAGCCGUUCCUACUGAAGGUCCACGGCCUUAUCACUGGGCAGGAUCUGUCAGUUACGCCGUCUGUUGAUCCUCCUACCUACUCUGAAAGACUGCACUUCAUACCUGCCAAGGAGUUCCGCUACACUACCUGUAAAAGGAGUGUGCUGGAGUUGAAACUUCCGAUGGAACUUGAAGACGUCUCAGAGGAGGACAGACACACCUACAUCAUGUCUCAGAUAGACCUAAGCUCGGAGGGUCUUGUGGCGGCAAUUGGAGGGCUUUUGUAUUUCUUGCAGCGUUCUCUGACCAAAAUCAGACUAGUUGCUUCAAUAGAGAUGCCCAUUCUAAGGAUUUCAUAUAUUUCAAUGAAGGACGUAGUUUGGAUUGACAAUGAGACCCUGCAUGCUCUCAACAUCUUCUCCCCGGGACUGCAUCCGUCCUCGUUCAAAUGGUCAUCCAAAGCCAACGAAGGCUUUUGCGUCUUCUCCCUCCUCAACCAUUGUUAUUCCACUGUCGGCUCCAAACACAUGAGAGUGAUGCUGUCUCAACCAACCAAAGAUAUCAAUGUGAUUAAGAAGAGACAACAGGUCAUUGCUUUCUGUUUGAGGUCAAUCAACGAGCAGACCGUCAAGUCCUUGGCAGACUCUAUAGUUAAUGUCAAGUCUGUAAUGAAAAUCCUAACACGAAUGACCAACGCUCAAGCUUCAGUGAGUCAGUGGAAGACUUUUUACAAUACAAUUUAUAACGCUGUACUAGUUGGGGAAGUGUGCAAAGCGAACUCUACUGACAUCAUAUUCUUCAGAGAGAUAGCAGACUGUCUGUGUGACUCAAUAUACCUGAUGUCUCACUGUAUUAACAGAGUAAUGGACUUUGAAAAGUCUGUCGUUCAGGGCAGGAUAGUCGUAAAAGAAGGGAUCUCUGAUGAUUUGGACAAACUAACAGAAAACCGAUCUCGCUUGUGUACUCUGAUGGACCAGCUGGCAGAGGUAGAACUGCAAGAUUUGCCAGAGUAUGUAGAGUCUUGCUCCCUCAGCUAUAUCCCAGAGUCCGGAUUUUUCCUGGCUGUUCCGCUCUGGCGUCCGGACCUUACAAAUGAAGACUUGGAACUGCCUGACAUGCAUUUUCAGUUUAUUAAUGAAGACUCAGCCCACUACAAGAGUUCAAGAUGUCAUGAGCUUGACAACAUGUUAGGAGACUGGCUGAUGCAAGGGAUGGAGAUAGAGUCGAAGAUAAUUUUGAAGCUGGUGCAAUACAUCCAGCGCAACGUGGGACCCUUGGUGAAACUGACUGCGCUCAUCGCUGAACUCGAUUGUCUGUUGGCGCUGGCGAGAGCUGCCCGAGACUUUAACCUGGUCGAGCCUCAGAUGACCUUGGACAAGCAGAUACACAUCAAGAGAGGGCGAAACAUUCUACAGGAGCUGUGUGUGGAGAUGUUCGUACCUAACGACACACACUCUAGCGUGGAGGACGGGCUCGCCAAGAUACUCAACGGUCCUAACGCCAGCGGCAAAACUGUCUAUCUAAAACAGGUUGCCCAGAUUGUCUACUUGGCACAGGUGGGAAGCUAUGUACCAGCUGAGAGUGCUACUGUAGGUGUUGUGGACCAGAUCCACUCUAGGAUACACCCUGUAGACGCUGUAGACUCACAACUGUCAUCCUUCAUGGUGGAUCUCAGACAGAUGUCAAUUGCUAUCAGGAACUUUACGUCCAACUCACUGGUCAUUAUCGAUGAGUUUGGGAAGGGCACUCCGGAGGUCAACGGCCUAGGGCUACUCGCGGCCUGUUUGGAAUAUUUUGUAGCUAAGAACCACGAAUGUCCCCACCUCUUUGUGUCAACACAUUUUCACUCUCUGGCUAAUCUGCUUCCCCCAUCAGAUAACAUCAAGCUUCAGCAUCUAGAGCACAUGUUGGACAAAGGAGAGCUGGUGUUCCUGUACAGACUGCGCGAUGGGGUGGUGGGGGAGAGCUUUGCACUGAGAGUGGCGCAGAAUCACGUACUGACACGUCCAUGGGCCGACAGAGCUGCUCAGAUUCUGCAUACUCUGAAGAACUCUGGUAGUUUUACCGCAGACAGUGACAACAGACUUACUCGAAUGGCAGCUAAGAGGAGUCAGUUCCUGAAAGACUUCAGUAAGGCAGUGUUAACUGAGGAGAAACUGAGUGAACUGAAGAAAGAACUGGUCGGUCUUCGCCUUUAA
Macrosteles quadrilineatus (aster leafhopper) is the source of this 2226-nucleotide messenger RNA. RefSeq names its product mutS protein homolog 5-like. Gene Ontology annotation, biological process: chiasma assembly; mismatch repair. Gene Ontology annotation, cellular component: nucleus. The coding region runs from base 1 to 2226 and encodes 741 amino acids. Gene Ontology annotation, molecular function: ATP-dependent DNA damage sensor activity; mismatched DNA binding; ATP binding. NCBI's taxonomy places the organism in Eukaryota, Metazoa, Arthropoda, Insecta, Hemiptera, Cicadellidae. The record is from RefSeq and is a predicted model, not a curated record. The transcript has 17 exons.